AUGACGUCAUCGGAACCGCGUCAUACCGCGCAUGCGCAACCGGCACUUCCGCGAAUGCGUGAAAACUGCAUGACGCAAACGCACUGUUCGCGCAUGCGCAAUGGCGAAAACCAGACACCAAGCCAGCAAGGAGACCCUCAGAUCUCCCAACAGAAAUGUGGCGAAAAUGCCGCGAAUAGGGACAGGGGAAACCCUAGAUCACCAGGGAAGCCCUGUACUUCCCCAGAAGGGAGAAUAAACACUGCGCAGAGAACUGCUGAAUCAAGAGGAGGAAUGCCUCCCAAUCAGAGAAGGCAGGAUUAA
Molecule: messenger RNA, 303 nt
Organism: Pelobates cultripes (western spadefoot toad)
Lineage: Eukaryota; Metazoa; Chordata; Amphibia; Anura; Pelobatidae
Source: the annotation of a GenBank genome assembly